GCCUACCCAAGAAAAAAGUAGAGUAAAAAAAAAAAAGAUAAAAAAAGUAUUUUUAGUUCCUAUUUUAUAGGAGAAAUUGGGUAAUACCCAUUUUGCAGUUAGUUGGUUUUGCUCUUUUUUUUGGGGGAAAUUUUGGUUAGGUGGGAAAUGGCGAAAUCAGUGGAGAAAAAUGAAGUUGUGUCCAUUGAGCUUCCGGCUCCUCCUAGUUGGAACAAGAAGUUUCUGCCUAAAAAAGGAGGUACUCCAAAGAAGAACGACAUCGUAUUUACUGCACCAACAGGGGAGGAGAUCACCACAAGAAAACAGUUGGAACAGUACCUGAAGUCACACCCUGGUGGUCCGCCAGUAGCGGACUUUGAUUGGGGAACUGGUGAAAUGCCAAGAAGAUCCGCUAGGAUCACUGAAAAGGUGAAGGCAACUCAAUCUCCAGCAGAAAGUGAGCCUGCUAAGAAACGAGGCAGAAAGUCUUCGGCUUCGAAGAAGGAUUCCAAAGACAAAGAAGUCCCUAAAGAAACUGAAGCAGCAAAGGAUGAUGACAUGGAGGAAGCUGAAAAGCAUGAGAAGGAUACUGCAGCAAUGGAAGCUGAGAAAGAUGUUGAAAAAGAACAAGACGAGAACCAAAAUGAACCUCAAGAUGGAGAAAGUGAAGUGGAGAAGAAAGAUGAAAUCCAAUCUUCUGAGAAUGAUGUUGUGAAGGAGAACUUAGAUGAAGGUCAAAUUGUCGACGACAAAGUAGAAGAUGCUCAAGUUGAGAAAGAUGUUGAGAUGGCUGAUAACGUUGGACAUUCUAAAGAUGUUGAAGAGGCUCCUGUUGAUAAAACAGCUGAUGGUCCUGACGCUACUAAAAUUAACGAGGAAAAGGAUGUACAGGUUCAAGAAGUAGAAAAGAUACCUACUGAAGAAGCUCACGUUGAGAAGGACGUCAAAAUGGCAGAUAAAGAUGUUGAAGAGGAGGCCCCUGCUGAUAAAACAGCUGUUGGUCCUGAAGCUGCUAAAAUUAACGAGGAGGGAAAGGAUGUACAGAUUCAAGAAGUAGAAAUAUUACCUACCGAGGAAGCUCAGGUUGAGCAAGAUGUCAAAAUGACUGAUAACAUUGGACAUCCCGACGAUGUUGAAGAUGUCCCUGCAGAUAAAGAAGCUGAUGGUCCUGAAGCUACUAAAAUAAAUGAGGGAAAGGAUGUACAGGUUCAAGAAGCAGAAAACAAACGGACUGAAGAAGCUCAGGUUGAGAAAGAUGUCAACGAUGUUGAAGAGGAAAAGGCUGUACUGGUUCAAGAAGUAGAAAACAUUCCUACUGAAACAGAAAAAUUCGAUUGUAGCGCUGCUGAGGAAAAGAAUCAUCAAGCGGCAGGAGAACAGAAAACUAGUGCUGCAGCAAAGAGUACUGAUGAUCAAGAUAAUUUGAUGAACAUUGAAAAAAGUAAGGUGGAGGGUGAAGUAACUGAGAAUGGCAGCAACGCUAACGAGGCCAAGCCUUGAGCAACGGUUCUCUCUAAUUCUAACCUUUUGCUCUUCUUGCUUCAUUUGGAUGACUGUAGUGUUGUCAAUUAUAGAUACUCUGACUGUUCAUGAGAGACAUGUGUAUGCAAAAUUCAUAGAUUUAGGUCCUAAAUAUUGCUCUAUAAGGAUUUAUCGCCUGUACCAUUACUACUAUAUGCCAUAAAUUUAGACUUUCAGCAGAGACACUAGUUGUGCUGAGGUAAUUUGUAGCUGUCCAGAUCUGCUAAACUUCUUGUUAGAACUUAGUAAUGUAAGCUUAUAAAAAGCCUUUGUGUCAUCUUGACUAAUGAGGGAGUUGGUGAGUCAAGAGUUGCUGCAGUUUGUUGUGAUGUGAUUGUGUUCUUACCUUUCAUUAAUCCAUCCGUCAAUCAACUAUCUCAAUCCAAAGCUA
Solanum dulcamara is the source of this 1891-nucleotide messenger RNA. Its product is annotated as methyl-CpG-binding domain-containing protein 11-like. Lineage: Eukaryota; Viridiplantae; Streptophyta; Magnoliopsida; Solanales; Solanaceae. The transcript is spliced from 2 exons. The record is from RefSeq and is a predicted model, not a curated record. The coding region runs from base 148 to 1479 and encodes 443 amino acids. Gene Ontology annotation, molecular function: DNA binding.